Messenger RNA from Chionomys nivalis (European snow vole), 694 nucleotides. It is a transcript of the gene Glipr1l1, whose product is annotated as GLIPR1 like 1. Lineage: Eukaryota; Metazoa; Chordata; Mammalia; Rodentia; Cricetidae. The record is from RefSeq and is a predicted model, not a curated record. The transcript has 5 exons. Bases 67 to 681 code for a protein of 204 amino acids.
CAGAGCCAGGGUAGAGUUUAAUCCCUGUUCAGGCACAUUCACCAGGUCUAUACCCUACGUCCUUCCAUGGCCCUGACGAAGAAACUUAAGUGUUUCUGGACACUCGGCCUAUGUUUGGCAGUCAGCAAACUUUCCAAACUGGUCAAAGUUCCCAAAGUGCCAACUAUCUAUGACCCGGGAUUUAUACACGAGUGUGUCGACCGCCAUAACGAAAUGCGAGGCAAGGUGACGCCCUCGGCAGCCAAUAUGCAUUACCUGCAUUGGGACAAGGACUUAGCACGAUUGGCCAAAUCAUGGACUAGGAAGUGCAAAUAUUCACAUAAUCCCUGUACUGCAAAGCGAUAUAGUUGCACUGUGGAUUUUGACUUUAUUGGAGAAAAUAUGUAUUUAGGGCCAAUAAACAGUACACCAAAGGAAGUUAUUUCUCUUUGGUAUAGUGAAAGAAAAUAUUAUAAUUUUGAGGAUAUGACCUGUUCUAAAGUUUGUGGCAAUUACACACAGGUAGUUUGGGCCAAUACAUUUAAAGUUGGAUGUGCAAUUUCAAAUUGUCCUAAUCUCUUGGGAAGAUCAGCUGCCCUAUUUGUGUGUAAUUAUGCACCAGCAGGAAAUGAGAAGAACACCAGUCCUUACAUAAAAGGGGAAUUCUGCUCCAUGUGUAAAGCGGAAGACUGUUUCACGUGACUGAGAGAGCAAC